CUCGGGAUCAGAUUUUCCUCACCCCGAGGUGUCCAAAGUCUCUGUUUUGAUCUCUCUUGAGCGUGAUUAAUGGUGUCCCAUUAUCACCAUAGCUCCGGAUUCAUGUUUUCUCCAUCGCUUUCUCUCUGGGUUCCUCAUUCUCAGUCUGUUGUUGUUCAGCUGCGUGUUCUUAAAUGACUCCGCUGUCUGUUGCUUCUUCUUCUUCUUCCUCAGUCGCUGGGAAUUUCUUGGUUUUCUCACCUCUUUGCCCAUGUAGACGGAAGACGGGCUUGGUUGCGGCAAGGAAGUGGAGUUCGAAGCGCGGCAGGAAAUGGGUAUUUCUUCGAGCUUGCGUUAAAGGCGGCGACGGCCACAAUUUCAGCUUGGACCUUUCGAGUUCGGCUGGUAAAGCUAUUGUGAUUAAAAGGUUCUCCGAUGAAUUUGAUUCUUCUAGGGCUACUACUAGUGGGGAUAGGAGCAGCAAUUUUGCUAACUUUCAGGAGGAUCCAAUUGUAGAUAAGUUGAGGACCCAAUUGGGGGUUAUACAUCCAAUCCCUUCACCCCCUAUGAAUCGCAACAUUUUAGGGCUUUUUGCAUUGUUUUUCUUCGUGGGUGUGGUUUUCGAUAAGGUAUGGAGUUCCAGGAAGAAGAAUUACAACAGGCUCGAUAAAUCGGGUAUAUUGCCUCAGAUUCCAACGAACAUUUCGUCAUUUCUGGAGAAGGAUUUGCAGAGGAAAGAAUCUGUGGAGUGGGUGAACAUGGUGUUAGGGAAGCUCUGGAAGGUCUACAAGGAUGGGAUUGAGAGGUGGAUUAUUGGCUCACUCCAGCCUGUUAUAGAUGAUCUUCAGAAGCCUGAUUAUGUGGAGAAAGUUGAGAUCAAGCAGUUCUCUCUUGGAGAUGAACCACUUUCUGUUAGGAGUGUUGAACGCAGGACAUCUCGUCGUGUUAAUGACUUGCAGUACCAAAUUGGCCUCCGGUACACGGGUGGUGCACGCAUGCUUUUGAUGCUCUACCUAAAAUUUGGCAUCAUUCCUGUUGUUGUGCCCGUGGGUGUACGAAAUUUCGAUGUUGAUGGUGAACUUUGGGUUAAAUUGAGGUUAAUACCCACAGAACCUUGGGUGGGAGCUGUUUCUUGGGCUUUUGUAUCUCUUCCAAGGAUCAAGCUUGAUUUGUCUCCUUUUCGCUUGUUUAAUCUAAUGGCUAUUCCUGUUCUCUCGACGUUUUUGACAAAACUUCUAGCUGAGGAUUUACCUCGUCUCUUUGUACGCCCAAAGAAGGUCGUUUUGGAUUUUCAAAAGGGAAAGUCGGUUGGCCCUGUUAAAAAGGAUUUGACUGAACCAAAUGAAUCCAAGUCCUGUGAAGUACAAGGAAACAGAGAUUUUGCUGGAGAACUAUCCAUUACUAUUGUAGAUGCUAAGAAUCUCUCAUAUAUUAUCUAUGGUAAAACUGACCCAUAUGUUAUUCUAAGACUUGGAGAUCAAGUGAUACAAAGUAAAAGGAACAGCCAAACUACUGUUAUUGGCCCUCCUGGUGAACCUAUCUGGAAUCAGGAUUUCCAUAUGUUAGUUGCAAAUCCAAACAGACAACAUCUCUACAUUGAAGUGAAAGAUUCCCUUGGAUUUGCAGAUGUGACAAUCGGGAGGGGAGAGGUCAAUCUCGGAUCACUGAAAGAUACAGUGCCUAAGGACAAGGUUGUGAAGCUAGGAGGUUGGGGCUUAUUUAGUCAGAGGCCAGCUGGAGAUAUCUUACUGCGGUUGACAUAUAAGGAAUAUGUGGAUGAUGAUGAAGAUGAGAGGGGUGUGGCAAGAUCCUUAGAUGCAGAAGGAUCAGAUGAUGAUGACGAACCGCCCGAGUCUGUGGGAGACAAGACAUAUGGGGAAAUGGAUAAAGAAUCAUUUAUGGACAUUCUUGCUGCUCUAAUUGUUAGCGAGGAAUUCCUAGGUAUAGUAUCAUCGUCUGACACUGGUGGCAGAGGAAAAUAUUCAGAUGGUGUUAAAGGUGAUGAACCGACACCGAAAUCUCUCAGCUCUACGCCCAAACUUCCACAGCAAAGUUCUGAAAGUUUCACCGAAGGGUUUAGAGGUUCAACAUUGUUUUGGCUUGCUUUAGUUACAAGUAUCUCAGUACUUAUUGCUUGGAAUAUUGGUGGUUCAAGCUUAUUUAACCCUUGAUUAAUGGCGUGCUCCUUCGACUGAAUUGUGGUAAAAAAAAAAACUCCGGCUGCAGACCAACUCCUACAACUCUGCAAGCCAUCGUGCUGAUUCUUUCGUGUUUUUUACUUGAGGCUGUACAACUCUUUCUGGUGCAUAUAAUAGAGAGAGAUUCUUACACAGUAGAUGAACACAAAGUUUACAGAUGUCAUCAUCCUUUUUUAUUCUCCUUUAAAAGAGUGGAGAACAAGAAAAGAAAAUCAAAUGUAGACUUUCAGUAUAAUUUCUUAAAGUAGUGUUGCUAAUUGUAGAAUAAUCUUUAAUUAUAGAG
Messenger RNA from Cuscuta campestris, 2460 nucleotides. NCBI's taxonomy places the organism in Eukaryota, Viridiplantae, Streptophyta, Magnoliopsida, Solanales, Convolvulaceae. The record is from the annotation of a GenBank genome assembly.